Messenger RNA from Phalaenopsis equestris, 1061 nucleotides. RefSeq names its product pectinesterase inhibitor 4-like. Bases 137 to 508 code for a protein of 123 amino acids. The transcript has a single exon. Lineage: Eukaryota; Viridiplantae; Streptophyta; Magnoliopsida; Asparagales; Orchidaceae. Gene Ontology annotation, biological process: negative regulation of catalytic activity. The record is from RefSeq and is a predicted model, not a curated record. Gene Ontology annotation, molecular function: enzyme inhibitor activity.
AUUUCCCUUAAUUCCUUUUAUGCAUCCUCAAGCUGCAUGCGGGCUCAGCUCUUUCAUACAUCCCCUGCCUAUAUAAAAUGAACUCAGCACACCCCCACAACCAAGGAGAACUUCCAACACAACUCAAGCUGAAUUAAUGGCGCCAUCCGCUCCCCAAUUUCUCAGAACCGCCUCUCUUAAUCCAAUCCAAAGAAUACUCCUGAUCACCCUCAUUCUGCUGAUCACGCACACAAACCCAUCCGAAGCAGCCAGACCACUCCCAGCCAACGUGAACAAACCGGCCUCAUCCACAAACACAGCGGAGCUAUUCGUAAGAAGCGCGUGCAGCUCCACAACAUACCCGGACCUCUGCAUCAGCUCCCUAACCUCCUAUUCAAGCAGCAUCAACAGCAACCCCAUGCUCCUCGCCCACACCGCCCUCUCCGUCACCCUCGAUGGCGCCCGCUCGGCCGCCCCCCCCCGCCAUGAAGUCCAUGUCGGCCGCCGGCGGGCGUAUGAGCCCGCGUGAGUCGGGAGCUAUGAGCGAUUGCAUGGAGAACCUCGGCGAUUCAAUCGGCCAACUGAAGGACUCCUUGAGCGAGAUGAGCAAUAUGCGUGAUGGGAAGGAUUUGGGUUAUAAGAUCAACAGCAUACAGACGUGGGUGAGCGCGGCGCUGACGGAUGACGAUUCCUGCAUGGACGGAUUCGGUGGGAAGUCGAUGGAUGGGAGCGUGAAGACGGCGGUGAGGGGGCGUGUUGUCAACGUCGCUCAUCUCACCAGUAAUGCUCUCGCUAUCCUCAACGCUGUUUCCUCCUCCGCCAGCCGGACGGCCGCCAGUGAUGCUCCCUGAUAUGUAAUUAGGACUCCCCGUCUUAGUUUUCUAGUAAUUGCUGCGUGUUCUUCGAUGUGUUGUGCGUGUUUGCUAAAUAUUAAUUACGGAUUAAGCUUUCUUAAUCGAGUGAUUAAUAUGUGCGCAGGCAGCUGGAUUCAUUACAAAUGGAAAGCUGUACUGCGUUGUGAUUUCGAUUGGAAUGUCUGUAGUGUUGAUAUAUAGUAAAAUUUGAUGUGAAAUUGUUAUGAA